This is a messenger RNA of Pomacea canaliculata, 2681 nucleotides long. RefSeq names its product UPF0193 protein EVG1 homolog. The coding region runs from base 22 to 717 and encodes 231 amino acids. NCBI's taxonomy places the organism in Eukaryota, Metazoa, Mollusca, Gastropoda, Architaenioglossa, Ampullariidae. The transcript is spliced from 7 exons. The record is from RefSeq and is a predicted model, not a curated record.
AGCAGCAGUCAAAGCUUCAAAAUGGCGGCUCCUAGGAGCUCGGUUGCGCAGGGUGGAUUUUGGAGUACCCCUCAAGUUAAAUACAGUAAAGAGACACACGAUUUACUUAAAGAAAUGAUGCGCGAGUCCAAAUUGACAAACUUUCAGCAACGACAGGUGGAUAGGACUUUAAAAGAUGGGGGUCAGCUGCCACUGCAAUUACCUCCAACCUCAAGCAUCCGACGAGCAAAGCCUCCAAAACUGGUGACUUCUAGUACUAUCUUAAACCCAAGGAACUAUUCAGGAGGCAUCAGAAGCCGUGAAACCAUGGAGGCACAAGGAGCAUUCAAAAAGUCAGAUUAUGUGCCGCCACGUUACAACACACGGUCUGCACGAGAAAAGGAAAAGCUUGCAAACAUUAUGGCUUAUGGGGAAGACGUACCAAACAUACCAAUGGAGCGUGUUCGCAAACGUUUGGAAUCUCCUCCCCCUGAGCCUGAUCGUUUUGACGAGCUACAACAAGAAAUUGAGGAAAGACAAAAGUUUCUAUCUGAGAUGGAAAGUCUUGGUCGGGGGGAAAAGUAUCGCAACAUUAUUGCAACAGAAAUCUCACAGAAAAUUCGUGAAAUGGAAAUAAUUGACAAGAAGCGGUCAAAAGAGUUGGAGGAUAUUCUAAAAAUGCAGAAUAAAGAAUCUCAAAGCAGCGGCAUUCCACAUGCAACUGUCAUGAUACAAUGAAUUUUUUUUGUUCUCUAAACACACAAGACGUUUUGUCUAAGCCUAAUAGUUUUAUUUCCACUCAUCGUGUUUUUGACCAUUUGAUGCAAAAAAUAAUAUAUUCCCAUGUCUGGACCAAGUACAUCUAGUGCAUUUUGGGGGCUUUAGUGAACGAAACUGACAAUACUGCAGUUACCUGUCGUGACAUUAUUCACCUUUAGAGAACAAUAGCUUUUAAUUUCAGUUAUCAAAUGUGAGUACAGUCACCUAUUAUGGAGUAGGGACUAGAUUUUUUUGUGGUUAUCUGUUCUUACUCAGAAUCUUACAUGUAAUUUGUUUUGUGGAUAUAUAUGUAAAUGAUUUUUUUAAUUUUUGGCUAGUCAAAGGAAAUCCAUUUAUGUAGACUUUGAUCAUUACAAAAUAAAUCCAGUCACCAUUGAGUGGUUUAGUGAUCUUCAGUUUAGAUGCUGCUGCUAUUUGACUUUUGCAUGCUGUUUUCACUUCUUAAAGGAUGGAAGUUGAUGAUUUAAAGAUUACUAGAAAUGCACAGGGUAAAUCUGUUUCUUCAGUAUAGGAUAUCAGCUAGCUGAGGGGUUAGAACACUCAACUAUGAACCCAAAUACCAGUUUAACGAGUGCAUAUACAUUUUGCUUACUUUGUUUAACAAGGUUCAAGCCUAACACUAAACUAUGCUUGAAACUUCAGGCAUUGUGGAUUUUAGGACACUGGAUUUGUUACAAGCAGACAUACCUCUUUUUCAUUCUCAAAUUUUUUACAAAUCAGUUCAAUGAUCCUACCAUUGUAUUUCCUGUUUCCAACAAAUUCUGAGACUUAGGUAACUGUAUUUUUGGGAGACUGAUCAGUCUUUUCUAUGCACAUGCAUGUACAAGUGUAUACAAAAGCAAUCUGCUUUGUGAACCCUCUUUGAGAGUGCUGUAGACUACACAUACUCACUUUCUCAAACAUUUGACACACAAAAGCACGUUCCAAGAGAUUUCAAAUUCACAGAUUUUCAGUAUCAUUUUUAAGAUGCUCACAAUUCGAAAAUCAGGUAGAUCAAAUUAAAAUGAUCACUUUUUGAUUUGCAACAAAAUGUUUUAGCACAAAAGUUUUAACACAGCAAAGUGACUCCAAAAUACAAAAUAGUAAAUAACACAGCAACAUUAAAAUUCAUAAGCAGAGAUGGAGAAAGCACACUUAAUAAGAAUGUUAUUAUGUUAAGCAAUGCUGGAUUGCCGAAUGCUGCACAGACUUUGUCACUAGAAAUAGUAAAUGCAAUCAGUGGUUGUACCUAAGCAAACAACUUAUUAAAAUCAGCCACAUGCACAUAGCUGCAGAAGUGCAAGUACACACCUGUAUCCAUAAGUCCUUUGUGUUACUCAGGAAAAUCCCUUGCACAUGAAAAACAUCAUUUGUGGUCUUGAACUGUUAUUAAACAACUUACAAAGUUUUUGUUUUACAUCUACAAUUCAAGAAAGCAGAAAUCUGAGGACUCCAUUGUGUAAAUCUCAUGUGCUUUAAAGAAAUAUCCCACAAAAACAUUCUUGUUUAAGCACAUCUACCAAGGAUAAUGUAUCAUUUUUGUGCAAUGUAUAAUUAAAAAUUUUAAACCCUGUCACACACACUGCUGAUAAGAUCUCAACCAUGUCACCAGAAAAGAGUAAACAUGUUUCUUGCACAUACAAAUGCAUUUUAAUGCGUAUAUGUACAUAAACAUACCAAUACUACCAUUUGCUCAUAUGUGCACACACACAUAUGCAUAUUGGGAUUUCAACACAAUUUUACUUGGAAAUUCUCAGUUUACAUGAAACUGAAAGUAGGCACAAAAGUGAAUUUGAUACUAUAUGGGACAGAAAGGACGGAAAGAAAUGCAUGUAAGCAAAUGUGAGCUAGAAAGAAAGAUGUCUUUGGUAGCAACAAAAUAAACCCACAAGCCAUAUGCUAAGCCAAAUACAAGUUCCUGCCAAAAAAAAAAAAAGAAAAAA